CCAGCCAGCCAGCCAGCCAGCCGCCUCCUCCUCGCCCGAGAUCCAAGCGAGGACCGGGAUAUUUCUUUCUUUCUUUUUUUUCUUCUUCCAGGGGGGACAUUAAAGCCGCGGACGGUGUUUGUCGGGUCCCGUGUAAAACCGGGCUGCCAAAAAAGCAGAGGGGAUGACUCUGGAGUCCAUGAUGGCUUGCUGCCUGAGCGAAGAGGCGAAGGAGUCGAAACGAAUCAAUGCAGAAAUUGACAAGCAGCUUCGCCGAGACAAACGAGACUCGAGGAGGGAGCUGAAAUUACUCCUGCUAGGUACAGGAGAGAGCGGCAAAAGCACCUUCAUCAAGCAGAUGAGGAUCAUUCAUGGUGCGGGCUACACAGAUGAAGACAAGAGGGGCUUUAUCCGGCUGGUUUACCAGAACAUCUUCACCUCCAUGCAGUCCAUGAUCCGCGCCACAGAGACCCUCAAGAUCCCCUACAAAUAUGAACAGAACCGGUCCAAUGCUUUGCUGGUGAAGGAGGUGGACAUUGAGAAGAUCAAUGGGUUUGAACAGCCUUACAUCACAGCCAUCAAGACUCUGUGGGCUGACCCAGGGAUACAGGAGGCCUACGACCGCCGCAGGGAGUACCAGCUCUCCGACUCCACCAAAUAUUACCUUAGUGAUAUAGACCGUGUGACUGCGGAGGGGUAUGUUCCCACCCAGCAGGAUGUGCUGAGGGUCCGUGUUCCUACAACAGGCAUCAUUGAAUACCCCUUUGACCUGGAGAACGUCAUCUUCAGGAUGGUGGAUGUAGGAGGUCAGAGGUCAGAGAGGAGGAAGUGGAUCCACUGCUUUGAGAACGUCACCUCCAUCAUGUUCCUGGUGGCGCUCAGUGAAUACGACCAGGUCCUGGUGGAGUCAGAUAAUGAGAAUCGUAUGGAGGAGAGCAAGGCGUUGUUCCGGACCAUCAUUACCUACCCCUGGUUUCAGAACUCUUCUGUCAUCCUUUUCCUCAAUAAGAAGGACCUGCUGGAGGAGAAGAUAUCCUACUCCCACCUGGUGGACUACUUCCCUGAGUUUGACGGUCCCCAGCGGGAUGCCCAGGCUGCGCGGGAGUUCAUCCUAAAGAUGUUUGUGGACUUAAACCCAGACAGCGACAAGAUCAUCUACUCCCACUUCACGUGUGCCACGGACACUGAGAAUAUCCGCUUUGUGUUUGCAGCUGUCAAAGACACCAUCCUACAGCUCAAUCUCAAAGAGUACAACCUGGUCUGAGGGCUCACACGACAAUGCACACCUCCUCCUCUGCAUUGCACAAAGGCGCACCUCUUUUGGGAAGUGUGCACUCAACUCCACACACAUCACACAACAUUCUACAC
Lampris incognitus (smalleye Pacific opah) is the source of this 1347-nucleotide messenger RNA. RefSeq names its product guanine nucleotide binding protein (G protein), alpha 11b (Gq class) (gene gna11b). The transcript has 7 exons. Gene Ontology annotation, cellular component: heterotrimeric G-protein complex. Gene Ontology annotation, biological process: adenylate cyclase-modulating G protein-coupled receptor signaling pathway; action potential; phospholipase C-activating dopamine receptor signaling pathway. Bases 164 to 1243 code for a protein of 359 amino acids. NCBI's taxonomy places the organism in Eukaryota, Metazoa, Chordata, Actinopteri, Lampriformes, Lampridae. The record is from RefSeq and is a predicted model, not a curated record. Gene Ontology annotation, molecular function: guanyl nucleotide binding; G protein-coupled receptor binding; GTPase activity.